AUGACUUGGUUUGUCGUGACUUUGCCCGACUCAACGCAAGAAUUCGAGUUACCCGACAAGUCCAAAGGGCAAGAUUUACUCGAUGCGGUAAGUAUGGCUAACCUUAAACCCCUUUCCCGUUUUUAUUUAUUCAAAAUUUAACCUUGUUUUAUACUUUUCACUUCUCCAGGUUUGCGAGAAGCUAGAAGUCAUCGAACAGGAUUAUUUUGGCUUGCAAUACAAUGGCCCGAAAGGCGAAAAGCUUUGGUUGAACAGACGAAACAAAAUUGGUCGCCAGUUGCCUGGCUCUCAACCUUACAGAUUGCGUUUUCGCAUGAAAUUCUUUGUUCAACCUCAUUUACUGGUCGAAGACAACACAAAGUAAGUGUAUAAAUAUAUUUUUUCUUUGUGUAAAUGUGAAAAUGUUUCGGUUUAUACAAAUGAGUGUUUGGCUCUGUCGUCGUCAUGCAUUUUCGCGGGCGAUUUCCGACCAAAACAAUAGCUUAUACAAAUAUAUACUGAAUAUUUUUCCUCAAUUUUACAGGCAUUACUGCUUCCUAACAUGCAAAAAAGACUUCGAAGACUGCCCUACAGCUCACAACGAUGAACAGGCAACGCGAAUACAUGCAUUGAUUUUACAGGCAACGUUUGGCGAUUAUGAUCGUGCCAGCUAUUUACGGCAUUCUCGCCAGAAUUGGUCGUCCGAAUUUUCACACGCAGUAGCGGAUCACUACAAAAAAUUAGCAGGAAUGAAAACAUCGUCGGCUGAAUACAAGUGCUUGAAAGAGUUCUUCUCUUUGGAGGACUUUGGCUACGAAUAUCACAGCGUUAAAACGGACGACAACGCGGUACAUUCUGUUGCUGUCGGCCGCGAAGGGCUUCGAUUCUGCGACGAAACUGGCUCGGUGAUUAGAAGGUAAUAUAUAAAUAAACAUUGCUAGUGUUUCGGUUUUUCCGUUCUAAAAAUUUAGCCUUAAGAAGCACUUUUUUACGAAAUCAUUCGUCAUGUGAUUUUCCGGUUGAAGAACGAUAGACAUAAAAAUGCAAAGUAGGCAAAUUCCAUGCUGAAAAAUUAAAAUUGCCACAAGAUUUUUGACAGACUUUCCUUGUUUUUGCAUAUGUCUUGAGGGAUACUACCUGUAAUAGUGGUUUUGUAUCCCAGAUUGCUUUCUAAAUGGAAAAACGGGCUGACAUUUUCUUCAAAUCUCGAGAUUUUAAUCCAUUUCAAUUUGAUAAAUGCAAAAUACACAGCUUCGCAGUAUGACGUCUAUCUAUACAGUUAUGUCGCAAUUUAGAAUUUUUCGUGGUCGCCGAAUGUGUAACAUUAGACCAAAUUUUCGGGUUAUUUCUGCUGUAAUAUAUUCUCCUCUUUGCCGCAUGCACAACAUUCGUCGAUUUCACACUUGCAAAUUAAAAAAAAAUGCUCACAAAAACACUUGAUAUUUGCAUCACGAGCCAACUAUUAAUUUGAAUAUAAGCAUUGUCUCACAAUUUGCGAAGCAAAUAAUUCCCAUCUGUAAAAAAAGUCCCAAAAAGUUGCUAGCGUAUGCAAAAGCAGUAUCUAUUCUUUGCCAAAAUUGUUUUGUUUGCAAGAUUUAGAAUUGGCAAAGAUGCCAAUAUUUUUUUGUCGGCGUAUCAAAGCGAUUCGAGAUGCUUUAUAUGGAGAUUCCUUGUACAUAUAAUUUUAUGUUUGGAUUACAAUUUUUUUCUUUUAAGUACAAGCAAGGCUUGCAAGUAUCAAAUAACGUUAGUGACUUAAUGGUAUUUUAACAUUUUUGGUUUUCGUGCGCCCAAAAGACUAAUAUCUCAAACCGCAAAAGAAUAGUUUAUUUUCGUGACUGCUUGACAGCAUACAUCAAUAUUAUUAAUAGAUAGAUACCUUUUCAUUCCGCAUACAUUAAAAGUGCUUUGUUGGAAAAGUUUCAAGAGUGUCUAAUUUCCCCUAUAAACCACAGAACACCAAAUGUUUGUACAACAGUAUGUCUUUCAUAGGUAUUUUAAAGCCAAUUUUAUUUUAUCUUUGGUUUCCAAAUGCAAUGAUGAAUAUAAUCAGUUUAAUUUUUUUUACCACUUAUCUUUAAUGUUUGUUGAAUUAUACUGUCCCUCCCCUGGUCCAUGUGGUGAGUCCCUCCCCUGGUCCAUAGUGAUAGCCCUUCCCUGACCAAUGUCCCCACUGAAGCAAAAAUAGAACCCCCCACCCCAUCCUUUAACAUGUCACACUUACAACACUGAUGAAAAUUAGCUUAAAUGCAUCUGAGCAUUAAUUAAGAGGAAGGACAAUUGAAAUCAUUAGAGGAACUAAAUUGUUAAAAAUCGUGAAUCUAGCAUGCAACCAACCCUCAACUCUAACCCCCUCAUCCUAACCAAAACUCAACCACCAUGAAAUCGCAAACUGUUAAACAAACUACAUAAUAAUAUAUAAGACCCACUUGCAGCCUGAAAUUUCAAAAGUGGAAAUAAUUUCCUAAAUUACAGGCUGCAUGCAGGUUAGUUAUUGCACAUUGCAUUUCAUCAUUUUCAGUAUGAAAUUUGACAUACAAUUAGAUGAUUAUAGUAAACACUUGAGGCUAUUGUCUACAUCUGCCUAACACAGACAAUAUUCAUAACAGGCAUGUGUAUUGGUCAUGGGUAUUGCUAAGAUGUAUAUAUAGAAAUGUCAGGAUCAAUGAUUACCAAAAGUCGUUGUUUUCAAGUUCAAGUUCAUCUCAAAUGACGAUUAUGAAUAAUUAGAAUGAGCCUCCAAGGUCAUUUCAUAAAUUGCAUAUUUCAGUUUAAAAUUAGCCAUUCUUUAAUUACGUGUAGAUUUCAAUUUAAGCCGUUGGACAAGAAACUACAUAUAAUCCCCAGCACCCAACAGAAAAUGACAGUAAAAUAAUUUGUAAAACCUUUGAACCCAGCAAUAAUGAGAUAUAUGCACAUAAUAUGCAAUUAACCCAAUGGAAAAUUUGUAGUUUCUGUCAAGCAAACUUGUAUCUUCUAUAGAAUGAAAUAAUGAUUCAACCCCAUUAUCAACCCACCACUUUCUACUUCAUAAGUAGAAUUUUAUCCAGAAUAUAAGCAACCAGGGUUCCCACUAGAAUUGUGAAUAGGAUGCAACUUUUUAUCAUUAUAAUUCUAGCUGUUUAUAACCCAUUAUUCUCUGAACAAAAAAUCUAACAGUUCACUCUCUUCCAUUACUCUAGAGUGGCUUACAGUGCUCUGAACAAGGCCUGGAGGGAGAACAGGUGCUUUGCGUUAGUGAUAACGAACGACGAUGGAACACUACACGAAUACGACCUACGAGUUACAACCGCCGAAGCGUGCAUCCAGUUAUUCAGAUCAGUGACAGAAUCCCAUUCAUUCUUCGGAUGCGAGACUGUGAACUCAACAGUAAGGAACCAGUACACCAGAGACUUUAAAGAUUCAAUAAUCUCAUUCUUUAGUGAAGAGACGUCAGAAAAACUAUACACCUUUGACGUUGAUAAAACAGUUAUCGAAGUACAUGACCACAUCCGACGAGUUUUAUACAGAGAACAACAGAAUUCAUCAGAUUUUGAAGAAAUUCCAAGCACAACAGAUUGCGAGACAAAUUCAACAGAAUGCGGACAGAAUGUUGGUUUAUUACGACAAAAACUUGACAAUAUCCAGCAGGCAUUCCUAUGCAAGAUCUGUAUGGAUGCGAAGAUCGACACAGUUUUAAUACCCUGCGGACAUUGGGUUUGCUGCAGAGUUUGUGGUUCAAAUAUCGACAAGUGUCCGUUGUGUAGAACUGAUAUUACCCUGCAACAAAGAGUGUACAUGGACCUGCCAGGGAUCUUUGAUGCCAAGGCAAGGGACGACGCUGAUUCACAGGAAGAAAUGAACAUUGAUGCAUCACAUAGCAGAUAA
Messenger RNA from Paramuricea clavata, 3846 nucleotides. The record is from the annotation of a GenBank genome assembly. NCBI's taxonomy places the organism in Eukaryota, Metazoa, Cnidaria, Anthozoa, Malacalcyonacea, Plexauridae.